This is a messenger RNA of Salvia splendens (bonfire salvia), 486 nucleotides long. RefSeq lists its product as uncharacterized. The record is from RefSeq and is a predicted model, not a curated record. Lineage: Eukaryota; Viridiplantae; Streptophyta; Magnoliopsida; Lamiales; Lamiaceae. The transcript has a single exon. Bases 1 to 486 code for a protein of 161 amino acids.
AUGGCCGACGACGCGGAGGAGGACUUCACCUUCCCGGCCACCAUCACCAACCCGCCUCCGUGCUUGCUGGAAUCGCCACCUCUUUGGCCGUCCGUCGGGAAGCAUGUACAAGAAGAUGAAUGGAACUUCAAUUUGUGUGAUUCACUCCACGAAUUCAAGCGCAACACUAUCACAUUUCGAGAGAACUUCUGCUACGUCAAUGAUGAUGAACAUAAGGAGGAGAAAAUGGACAUUUUGUGGGAGGAUUUGAACGAGAAGUUUUCGAGGAAAAACGUUGCAGAAGAUCAUUUGUGUGAUAGUUCUUCUUCACCUGGGAAAGAUGAUCAUGUGCAGGUUUGCUGUGUUAAAGCCUUCAAGUUGUCAAAGGCAAAUGGGCAAACCAUUUCUUGGAAGAAAGUCAGCAUUUUGGUUUUGAUCAGAUUCUUGUUGAAAAAGAGUUUCCCCAUGCAUGAUUCUGGUGCUUCCAUCAAGAAACUUGAAUGGUGA